This is a messenger RNA of Symbiodinium sp. CCMP2456, 1842 nucleotides long. Lineage: Eukaryota; Dinophyceae; Suessiales; Symbiodiniaceae. The record is from the annotation of a GenBank genome assembly.
AUGGAACCGUCCCACUGGGCUCCAGAAGUGAAUGAGGUUGCUGUGACAUCCCCGUUCAUCUACUUCAAAGUCUUUGCAAUCACUGUUCUCACUUCCGCACCGUUGUUGACCUUCGUAGGCCAGGGCUUAAGCAGCUCAAAUUUGGAGGCCUGCACCGAGGCAUGUGUUUUCAUUCGCUACGCCGGAACGCCUGGGCUUCCCGCGACGACUUUUGAGAAUCUUGGAAUCAGCACCGACGAAGACCGCUUCUGCCAGUUUCCACUUUUCGUGUCAGUAACCAAUGGCCAAGCGUUCCAAGUGAAACCCGCACCGGAUUUGUCAUUGAAGGGUGUCCUUGAAAGUCCAAGCCUGAUCUUCCUCUAUCCACCUCUCCUGUACUCUUGCACAGCGACUUGGUUGAGCAAUUCCAGCCGCCAGGGCUUUCCAAACGCUUCAAAGGUGACAGCAGAGCACUGUGAGCGUCGAAGCACCGCCAAGCGCAUCCGGAAUCACCUUGCAGAUGGCCUCACGCGCUGGGUAUAUCUGACAGGUAUCAUCAUGUGGACAUCGCUGAAAGUAGUCCAUGACUGGGCCUUGCUCUGUGGUACGCCAGAAUGGCUGUCACUUUCUCUCGGAAUCGGCUCUUGGGUGUUUCAAGCAGUUGCUUGCUUCGCUGCAUUCGUUUGGAGUACGGCUGCAGUGGAAGUCUUUGCAGAAGAAUCUGGGUGCUACUACCAGCUGGCUCUUUGGGAGACUGUUUUUUUCCUGGCCACUCCCCUUCUCCUCCUUUUGGCCACGAUGUCCAAGUUCGAACAGAUUCGGUUGUCAAACGUCCACGGCGACUAUUUGCACGCCAUCACCUACGAUGUUCCUUUCAGGGUGAUCAAGGCCACUCUUCCUUGGGAUCCUACACAAAAUCUCUUGACGGUCGGCUUGCGUGGUGAUCCAGACAUGACACCUUGCUCCUACCAAAAACUGGCAUGGGUAGAUGCUGCUUUCUUUGAGACGCAACUGUGGUGGAUCGGAAAUCUCUGGCGCUCUGCCAUCGCAAUGGGGAUUGGUCCCUUCGCAGCUGGUCCUUUGUUUCGCCGCCUUGUCGGCACGGUGCAGACUGGACAGUGGGCUUUCGGUGUUUCAGUCGCACUACAUCUUGUCAUCGCUGCAGCACUUUGCAGUGGCAUCGCGAUGAGUCUACACAUGGCGAUCUUCCAAACGUGGUUCUUUGGCAGGCGAGUCCGUGCUUCGUUGCUCUCGACAACGGACCGAAGCAUGUUUACGUGUGUCUUACAUGUGGGUAAAGUGCUCAUUUGGUGCUAUCUCCUGCUCUUUUGCGCAGUCGGCUUUGUCUCAGCUAUCGGUUUCUUGCUUCAGAACCAAAGUGGACAUGGCGGAGAUGCGCUGAAGGCAAGCUGGACAUGGUAUGUGUGUGGCACCAACUGGUGGUUUCUUGCAUGGUUCUGUCUUACACACAGUGUCAACGCAGCUUGCCGGUUGAACGUGCCACAGAUGCGCUGCUAUUUGUUUCGGCCCGGACGCAUGCCUCUGCAGCAGAUGAAGGAUUUCAGCGACAACCAUCCGGAAUUUCAACUACAGGAUCAUCUGGCAUUUUACGAAACCUUGAAACAACAGGAAAAUGGUGGGGAUCAAUUCCUGCACCAGCUGCGGACGCAGAUUGCUGACUGGAGCCAAAGUCGUUUCCAUGCAAGAGAUGCCACCGAGCUGUUCAUUCAAGCUCGUCAAGACAAAGCCGAAAGCUCUGUCGAUGGUCAACCCGACUCGACGAAACAGCCGUGGUCACUCCUCCGGCUUGCUGCCGAUUCCAGUGACACGGACCCUUGCAGCUCAGACUCAGACAGGUCUUAA